UAGAUAGAUAGAUAGAUUAAACCUUUAUUGAUCCCACACUGGGGAAAUUUACAGUGUAACAGCAGCAAAUAGAACAGUUUGAAUAAAAAGGAGAGCAGCACACAGUGAAUAGAUUUAAAUAUUUUUUUCUUCUAGAAGAAAAAAUACAAUAUUUACAGCAACAUUCUUAUGAAAUUGCACAGCAUCAUUAUGUACAUUUUUAUUGCACAGUUAGUGGGUGAACUGAGCUACUGGGAGCUUGAUUAGAAAGUCUGACUGCAGCAGGAAGGAAGGACCUGCAGUAUCUCUCCUUUAGACAGUGAAGCAGUCUGUCACUGAAGGAGCUGCCAGUGAUGAUACUGUUUCCUGUAGGGGGUUUCACCUGUUUCCUUGUCCUCCAAUCAGAGCUUAGGGUUAAUCAGUGAUUUAAUGUAAACGUUUCUCUGCCGAUCGAUCAGACUGUAAAACUGAUUUAUUGAUCAUCAGCAGUUGCUGAUUAAACAGCGACCCCUGCUGGCUGAUUAGACUGUGUGUGUGCGUGUAGUGUGUAUUUCGGUGUGUAGUGUGUGUGCAGUGUGUAGUCUGUGUGUAAUGUGUAGUGUGUGUUAUGUGUAGUGUGUGUGUGUGGUGUGUGUAUUUUUGUGUGUAGUGUGUGUAGUGUGCAGUGUGUAAUGUAUGUGUAGUGUGUGUGUAGUGUGUGUGUAGUGUGUAGUGUGUGUAUUUUUGUGUUGUGUGUAGUGUGUAUUUCUGUGUGUAGUGUGUUUGUGUAUUUCUGUGUGUAGUGUGUGUGUAGUGUGCAGUGUGUAAUGUAUGUAUGUAGUGUGUUAUGUGUAGUGUAUGUGUAGUGUGUGUAGUGUGUGUAUUUCUGUGUGUGUAGUGUGUGUAUUUCUGUGUGUAGUGUGUAGUCUGUGUAUUUUUGUCUGUAGUGUGUGUGUGUAUAGUGUGUGUAUUUCUGUGUGCAGUGUGUGUUUGUGUUUAUUUCUGUGUGUGUGUAGUGUGUAGUGUAUAGCGUGGUGUGUGUGCAUUUGUGUGUGUGUGUGUGUAGUGUGUAGUGUGUGUUUCUGUGUGUAGUGUGGAGUGUUUUUCUGUGUGUAGUGUGUAGUGUGUGUUUCUGUGUGUAGUGUGGAGUGUGUUUUUCUGUGUGUAGUGUCUGUGGUGUGUAGCGUGUAGUGUGUGUGUUUGUGUGUGUAUUUAUGUGUGUAGUGUGUGUGUAGUGUGUGUGUUUGUGUGUAUUUCUGUGUGUAGUGUGUGUUUGUGUGUGUAUUUCUGUGUGUAGUGUGUGUGUUUGUGUGUAUUUCUGUGUGUAGUGUGUGAGUUUGUGUGUAUUUCUGUGUGUAGUGUGUGUCUGCAGACAGGACAGUCAGUGAUGUGUGACAGCAGGGCGGGGCUGCUACUGAGUCUGCGCAGUACACACAUUCAGCAUCACUGAUGACAAAGGGUCCUCCGGGGAGACGCGCAGCGCGUGACCGCGUCCUCAGCUCGUGUCACUGCAGACAGACUGAGUCGGACAGACAGGUGGAGGGGAGACAGGCGGCCGGCGAGGUGGUGAGGAUGCACGCGGCGGGCAGCAGCGGCUCCCGGUGAUCGUCGGUACCGAGAGGCGGAGCAGCGCGAGGAGCCGCAGCGGAGCAGCGCCAGCAGCAGAGCGGAACCAUGAGCUGCAACUGGGGCACCGAGCUGUGGGACCAGUUUGAUAAUCUGGAGAAACACACCAGCUGGGGAAUCGAUUUCCUGGAAAGAUACACCAAAUUUGUCAAAGAGCGAGCUGACAUCGAGCUGAGCUACGCCAAACAGAUCAGGAGUCUAUCCAAGAAGUACCAUCCUAAGAGGAGCAGAGAAGAUGAGAGCAGGUACACCUGCUCUCUGAUUGGCUGUUUCAGAUACACCUGGUGUCUGUCCUUUGCUGCGACCCUGCAGCAGCUGAAUGAACUGGCGGUCCAGAGGGAGGAACUGGCUGAGAACCUGAACUCUCAGAUCGCCUGUGAACUGACUCGAUACACCCAGGAGCUGAAGACGGAGAGGAAGACUCAUUUCCAAGAUGGCCGCCGUGCCCAGCAGCACAUUGAGAGCUCCUGGAAACAGCUGGAGUCUAGUAAACGUCGCUUUGAGCGUGACUGUAAGGAGGCGGAGCGAGCUCAGCACGUCUCCGACAGAAUUGACCUGGACAGCAAGACAGACGGAGAGAAGCGCUGCUCACUGAAGGCACGUCAGACAGCUCAGCAGAAACAACAAGCUGCUGAAGAGUCCAGGAAAGACUAUGUGACCAGUUUAAACCAGUUCAACCAGGACCAGCACCAGCACUACCACACACUGGUACCAGUUAUAUACCAGCGUAUCCAGGACAUGGAGGAACGGCGGAUCGAGCGAAUCGGUGAAGCGAUGCGUUCGUCAGCUGAGGCCGAGCGGAAAGUUCUUCCUGUUGUGCGUCGCUGUCUGGACGCUAUGAUGGACGCUGCUGAGAGCAUCCAGCCUAGAAAGGACACCCGUCAGGUGGUGGAGGUGUAUAAAUCAGGGUUUGACCCUCCAGGGGAUGUUGAGUUCGAAGACUACAGCGCCACAAUGAGGCGGAGCAUCUCUGAAUCCAGUUACCUCGACAACCGAACCGAAGGCCGGAGACACAGCAGGAAGUUGUGGCCUUUCUUACGCAAAAACAAGCCUCCACCUCCACCCCCGACAUCACCUUCACCUGGGGGUGUGGUCAACAGUCCUCAGUCUCCACCCCCAGCCUCCAGAGAGCCAAUCGCACAGCGGCUGAAUGACCUCAUGACCUCUGGCUCCAGAACCAGGAAGCAGUGUCUUCGCAGCCUCAAGAGAGGGCUGUCCCUGAAACUGGGAUCCAGUCCUGCUGACUGCAGCCACCUGCCUCCUGAACAGAGGAGAAAGAAACUACAGAGUAGAAUCAACAGCAUGAACCAGGAGAUCCAGAGGGAGAGGGAGCAGAGAGACGCUCUGCUGAAGAUGAGGGAGGUUUAUGAACGCAGUCCUCAGAUGGGGGACGCCAGCAGUUUGGAGCCUCGACUGGAAGAAGUGAAGCAGAAUCUGAUGCGACUGGAGGAGGAGCUGAGGAGGAACCAGGUGUGGUUGUCGGACGCUGACAGCAGGUUGUGCGACCACAGCAGCAGCAGACAGAAUAAUUCCACGGCGACGACUCCAGGAAGCAGCAGCCUGAAACAUCUGGACAACCGCAGCCCUGCCAGCAGGGAGAGUCCUGACGGCAGCUACACUGAAGACCACAGCGCUGAACUUCACUUUAAGUCUCGCAGUUCAGAGUUUGAUGAUGACUUUGAUGAUGAAGAACCGUUACCAAGUAUCGGCACGUGCAAGUCUCUCUAUCCGUUUCAAGGCCAGAACGAAGGCACUCUGUCCAUGGUGGAGGGAGAACUACUUUCUGUCGUGGAGGAGGACAAAGGUGAUGGCUGGACCAGAGUGCGGCGGAACCUGGAGGAGGAAGGAUACGUUCCCACCUCCUACAUCAAAGUCUUCCUGGACAGCAGCGCCAAAGGCUUUGUGCACAGUAGUCGGCUAGUCUAGCUAGUCCACCAGGGAGGACGUCUCGCCACAGGAAGUGAUGUAAAGAGCUCAGAGGAGGUCCGGCAGCAGCUUCUUAUUGGACAGUUUUACACUUGAGAUAUCUCAGCCAAUCAGAUGGCAGAUGCCAGAACUCAAUCAGAAAUCAAUCAGAACUGAUUCAGGUGAUCCAGAACAGAUCCAGAUGAUCACGUUUCUCUAGAAACUAGUCCGUUUCACAUCAUAUGAAAACUUUAGUCGUGUUCAUCAGUUUGGAGAUCAGAGGUCUGAAACUGAAGCUGAACGCCGCCGUGAUGUCACAGGAUGCUGUGACAUUACAGUGGGUUUGGUCAUUUUAAAGAGCUGACUGCGUGUAAAUAGAACCUGUGCAGGUGUAGCCCCGCCCCUGCUGACAUUAGCCAUGCUCUGCCCCUAUUUAUAGCCCCGCCCUCUUCAUGGCCCCGCCCUGUGCUUGUUGAUCAAUGAUCAUUUUUAUUGACGAUUGUGUGAAAUGUGAACUUUUUUAUUUUAGUGAGAUAUUGAUCAGUUACGUAUUGAUUUUUUUAUAGAGACGUGAGACUGCUUAUCACGCUCUUUUCAACUUCCUGUAUGCUAGACUUUCAAAAUAAAGUACACUGAAUCAA
This is a messenger RNA of Amphiprion ocellaris (clown anemonefish), 4130 nucleotides long. RefSeq names its product formin binding protein 1a (gene fnbp1a). The transcript has 18 exons. The coding region runs from base 1633 to 3510 and encodes 625 amino acids. Gene Ontology annotation, molecular function: protein binding. NCBI's taxonomy places the organism in Eukaryota, Metazoa, Chordata, Actinopteri, Pomacentridae. Gene Ontology annotation, biological process: signal transduction. The record is from RefSeq and is a predicted model, not a curated record.